Ctenopharyngodon idella (grass carp) is the source of this 3805-nucleotide messenger RNA. It is a transcript of the gene arhgap11a, whose product is annotated as Rho GTPase activating protein 11A. The transcript is spliced from 12 exons. The coding region runs from base 365 to 3130 and encodes 921 amino acids. Gene Ontology annotation, biological process: signal transduction. The record is from RefSeq and is a predicted model, not a curated record. Lineage: Eukaryota; Metazoa; Chordata; Actinopteri; Cypriniformes; Xenocyprididae.
CGUAGGCAGGGCGAAAUUUGAACGUCUUUUCCGAGCUGCCGUUGUGAAGACGGGAAAUAAAGCGACAGACAGAAACAAACACUGGAUCUAUAUGGCGACGUUUAGACUUUUAAAGGCGCAUUAUUUUGUUUUAUAAAAUGAUGUUUAGGCGCAGCAGAGCCGGGACAUUUGAUAUGAGAGGUGUUUGGUGACUUUGAUCGGUUGUUUUUAUUGAAAUGUGUCAGGCGGAACCGCGAAGAAAAAUAAGCUAACCAUCAGAGUUUGUGUAUUAAACAUCCGUAACGUGUUAUUUUUAAACCUAAAGCACCUUUUUAGCCUAUAAGCCUCAUAUUUCGAGUCGUUUUAAAGGUUUUUAGACGUCAUCAUGAAGGUUUUGGAGAGAAAUGUGGUUCGUCUGGCCGUCGUUCAGCAUCUUCGGUCCGUUUAUGGAAUAAAAAUUAAAAACUGGAACAAAAACAGAAAUAAACAGACUUCAGCGAACACGGUGAGGGUGUUUGGGGUUGCGCUGGAAGGUCUGCCACACUGUCAUGUGUUAGACUACGGAGACGUACCCUGCUUUGUCGUAGAUGCCUGUACGAGCCUCAUGGGUCAUUUGGACACAGAAGGCCUCUUCAGAAAGUCCGGCUCAGUCGUGCGGGUCAAGAGCCUCAGGGCCAAACUGGACCAGGGUGAGGACUGUCUGCCCACUGCUCUCCCGCUGGACAUCGCUGGACUUCUCAAACAGUUUUUCAGGGAGCUUCCUGAGCCGGUUCUUUCCGUAGACCUGCACAGUGCUUUCCUGAAGGCCCAGGAGCUGCCCACGGAGGAGGAGAGGACCUCGGCCACAGUCCUGCUGUCCUGCGUGCUGCCCGACAGGAACUUAAACACGCUGCGUUACUUCUUCAGUUUCCUGAAGACCGUCUCUCAGCGAUGCGCUGAGAAUAAGAUGGACAGCAGUAAUCUCUCGGUCAUCUUUGCACCGAAUCUCUUCCACUGUGGAGACGGAGGAGAGAAAAUGAGCAGCAGCACAGAGAAGAGACUCAAGCAUCAGGCAGCGGCGGUGCAGAGUCUCAUAGAUAACGCUCAACACCUGGGUGUGGUUCCUCAGUUCCUGAUGGAGAAGGUUCCAGCCAUGUUGGGAUGUGAUGCUGGCGUGUUUUCUCCAUCUUCUGUGUCUCUAGAGGAAAGCAACGCUCACUCAGACCUGAAGAAAAGCAACAGACGCAGUUUAGGAGAUGUGGUAAAUGGAGCUCUGAAUAGGUUUAAAACAGGUAGAACCCCAACAAAUACCCCUCAGUCUGAUGGAGCAGUUUUCUCCAUGGCCACUCCUGUCAUCAUAACUCCGAACUCCAAGCGUAAACUGCCGCAGGAGUCGGCACACACUCACGGGUUCUCCAACAAGAAGCGCAGGUCUAUCAAGAAGAACCUCGGCCUGGAGCUGUUCCCAAACGCUUUGUUUGGAGGAGCAUCUACGCCUGGAUCAGCUCACAGUGCGGCGGGAGCUCUGGACUCGUCUCACAACGGUUUACUGUCUUCUGUGGGCAGAAACUCUCGUCUGUCCACCAGUUCUGCCCGGAGAAAGAGCAGACGACUGAGAGACCACAGCGUGAGCAGAGUCGAAUCAGGGAAGGCAGGCUGUUUCUCUCCCAGAGUCGCCAAGAAAGAGCCUGUGAGGAAAUCUCUCCGUCUGCGCUUCAGUCUGGGCAAAUCCAGCCGCGAGUCUAACAUCAUUACACAUUCACAACUGGGGCCAAAGAGGUCAGAGGUCAUAGGUUGGCGCCUAGCAACACAAGAGAGCUGUACUGGUUUUCACUUCACCAAGGAGUUUAAUCUGGCUGUUUUGAACAAGAGCCCCUCAAAAGGCUCCAAGUUCAUCAGUAAAUCCGAGGAUAACCUGAUGACCCCACAGUGUGACUCAGCGGACCACAGGAGCGUGUGGAGCGGAGACACUCCUGAUGUUGGCCUGAAUUUCCCAACAGAUUCAUUCUCUGAGACGCCCGUGAGCAGCUGUCGCUCCGAGCCCGCGCUCGACGUGUGCAAACCUCUGAUGGCCAGCAGUAUUCCCAAGAUCCUCUGUGACGGCUUGGAUUCGUUCAGUGAAGAACGCUCUAACACUGGACCCACGCUACUGAAAAUCAAACAAGCUUUCGGUGAGUCUGGCAGUGACCUUCACAGCAUCAUUCAACAGCAGACCCACGACAAACCACAGGACAACCUUGGUUCAAACUCUGAAGCGGUUUCUUCUGAUGUGGCUUUGCCCUCGGAAACCGCACACAAAUCAGUGUCUGAAUCUGAGCACAAUGUGACAUUCGGACAAAUCGAGAUUGCUCCUUUGUCGCCUCUACAUAUAGACAGCACUCUGUUUGACAGUGGACCGACACGGUUUGGGGAGACCAGUCUUAACGGGUCUCUUUGGCUGGAAAAUGAAAGCAGGGAUUUCCUAAAAGAGGCCACUGGAUGUUCUGCGGACUGCAGUCAAUUGGUUGAUGCUUUGGACAUCCAAAGUCCUGUGGCUUUCCGACUGGACACUUCCAAUAGGGUCCAAUCGACUCCAUAUGCAGCAAGAACGCAAACGAAUGCCAACGCGUCUCUACCAAGUGAGUCAUUAUUGGUAAAUAAGAGCGAAGCAGACAACUCGCAGAACCAUCCUAACGCUAGUGAAAUGCGCCGAAUGAAAGUUGCCGAGCAGAUUAAACUGUUCAACAUGAUGACGCUGAAUUCUCCCAAAGCCAAAGUGGUCCGAUCUCCUCUGAAGUUCCAGCGCACGCCGGUCCGACAGUCCGUGAGGAGGUUAAACUCUUUGGUUGGAAGCCGGAAGGACGUCAGGAUGGGUUGGUGUGCCGCCAGUCCGAUGAAGGCUGUGAGUUUAGAGAGCGCUUUGCACUCAAUCCAACAGCCAACGUUUGCAAAACCCAAACCUCCAGUUCCUCCCAAGAAUCCAGUCAAAAAUGUUGCGCUGGAAGACGUUACCAAUAAGGCACCAAAGACGAAAUGCAACACACCCUCAGCCAAUAAGAAUGCCGCGGAUGAACAUCCCAAGUCUGUCCUGCUUCAAGUGUCUGAAAACGAUAACAGUCGCUAUAGAGGUUCACCCAAAAACCCUCUCGCGGAGGUAAAACUGAUGUCAGCGUUGAAACCCAUUGAUCUAUAAGACAUUAAACACUUUCUGCAGACGUAUAUAUUCAGGGGUCUUAAUUUAUUUCGCUAGAGUGAGUUUGAUCGGUGAAUGGUGCGGUCAGUGUUUUUACAUAACGGAAUGAUCAAAACAAUUUCCUUAUCAGUUAUGGUUUGGAUUUCAGGGUCGCUUUGGUUUGAAAGUAAAACCAUCCUGUAAUUUUAUAUCGCGAACUGAAAUCCAUAAUUGCACUCUGGGUUGCUGAAAUAUACUGAUCUUGUUUGAGUGUUUUGCUGUAAGUGAAAAGACGAGUCGAUGAAAGUGUGAAGAGUGAUGUUCAUGAAAGAAUAGAUCAUAAUUGUAUUUAGAGUGAAAAUGGAUGCUUGGAAUUGGAUGGUUUUGGGAAGGUGUCUUAUUUACCUUUUAUUUAUAUUUUAUGCAAAAACUUGAUUUUCAUUUGUAAGGUCUUAAAGAUGGUGUAACUCAAGGAAAUGUAUGUGAUGUUAAGCAGUAUUAUGGUCUUAUGUGAAAUCCUCAAUGCUGUUAUUUUCCACUCAUGUUUAUGAAGAUGUUUUGCUUUUGUGCAAGAAGUUGUCAAACUAAACUCUUUGUGUUCAACUGAUGUUUUGAAGUUCCUUUCUUCACCACCUGGUGGCGCACUUUGUUCAACAGGGCAGUGGUUCAGUAUUAAAGUUCAUUGGUCUUACAUCA